This is a messenger RNA of Spodoptera frugiperda (fall armyworm), 3780 nucleotides long. RefSeq lists its product as uncharacterized. Gene Ontology annotation, molecular function: nucleic acid binding; catalytic activity; zinc ion binding. Bases 1 to 3780 code for a protein of 1259 amino acids. NCBI's taxonomy places the organism in Eukaryota, Metazoa, Arthropoda, Insecta, Lepidoptera, Noctuidae. The record is from RefSeq and is a predicted model, not a curated record. The transcript is spliced from 4 exons.
AUGGAUUUAAAUCAAACACCACCAACAGAAGAGGAGGAGAGGGCAGGUGAGCUCAGCUCGCCUGCAGCUGCAGCGGAGCUGCAUGCAGAAAGCGGCGAAAAUCGCUCGCGUAGGACGUCUUCCACCAGGAAGCGUCCAGUUAAUAAGUCAUCCGACGAGGAAGGCCUGCCGGCUCCUAAGUUGCCGACCUCGAGGAGGGGACGACGGCAAACAAGAGAGGCGAGUGCUUCGCAGCCGCGGAGGGAUAGGCACGGGCGUUUCGUGCGCUCCGAUACCCCGGCGGCUAGCGAGGUAGAGAGUGACAUUGGGGUCACUAUAGAGGACCCAUGUGAUGGCGGUGAAAGCACUGCCUCACUGGGGAGCUCAAAGGCGGAUCUCAAUGCCGCCAAAAGGGAGCAGCGCAAAGCCGUCGCGGCCGACGAAGUGUCGGAAAUGGUUGCCACCAAGUCCGGCAGCCUGAAGGGCACAUUCACCCGUGGGUUAAAAGAGGCUGCCGCAGAUAUCAAGGAGGCGGUUGCCCUCCUCCUCAAUAGGACGACCUCUGACGAGGUCGCCAAGUUACGGGAGGAAAACAGUCGCCUCCGUAACGACCUUGACGACCUUCGGCGGCAAGUCGCUGAGUUAAGCUCUCAGCAGCGACCCGCGGCUGAUGAUGCCGUACCUGCUCCUGCACCGCCGCCGCAACCCAAUAGCCUUCGCACCGACGAAGAGGUCGAGCGCAUUGUCCGGCUCUGCAUGCUCCAGUGCGGGAGCAUGGUCAAUGCUCGGCUGGAAGCGAUCUCUCGUCGUCUUCCAGCCGAAACCCUCCGCCCUCCUCUAGCCGCCGAUGCGCGGAGGACUGAGGAGCGGCCGAGACCAGGGCCUCCAGUAGAGAAGCCGGCGGAAGGAGCCCCUCUGCGCGGCCAGCCCACGUCUGCCGGGUCCAAGGGCGAGACUUGGGCGAAAGUCGUGGGCCGCAAGAAAGCCCGCAAGGCCGUCAAAAAGGCCGCAGCAGCCGCACGCGUCCCCGGUAGGACCGCUAAAGCGGCUGCGCAGCCUGCACAGCAGACUACCAGAGGCGGACGCAAAGGACCAAAGAUACGUGCCCCGCGCUCCGAGGCUGUUACGCUUACGCUACAGCCGGGGGCCGCGGAGCGUGGCGUAACGUACCAGUCUGUCAUUGCCGAGGCCAAGGCCAAGAUCAAACUACCCGAUCUUGGCCUCGAGUCCGUCACCCUCAGACAGGCUGCCACGGGUGCGCGGCUGUUCAAGGUGCCAGGUGCUGUAAGCGACAGUGCCAAAAAGGCGGACGCUCUGGCCGCCAAAAUUAGGGAGGUCCUCAAUCCGGAGGACGUCCGGGUCUCCAGGCCAAUGAAAACCGCAGAGCUGCGGAUUGCUGGUUUGGACGACUCCGUGACCACCGAGGAGGUGGUGGCGGCCGCUGCCCGAAGUGGUGAGUGUCCGCCAGACAAUGUGCGGGCCGGCGAUAUACGCGCUGACGCCUCUGGACUCGGCGUGGUCUGGAUUCGGUGCCCCGUGGCGUCAGCGAAGAAAAUCGCUGAAAGUGGCAGGUUGCUGAUUGGCUGGGUUGCAGCGCGGGUAAAACUGCUGCAGCCCCGGGCUCUGCAGUGCUUCCGGUGCCUGGAGAAGGGGCACGUCCGGGCAAAAUGCACCGCCGAGAUCGACCGUAGUGAUCUUUGCUAUCGCUGCGGUCAGCCCGGCCACAAAGCGACCCAGUGUUCCGCAGCGCUCAACUGCAGCCUUUGCUCGGCUGCAGGGAAACCGGCGGGACACAAAGUGGGCGGAGGGGCCUGUGGUGCACCCGCCACCAACAAGGCCCAAACGAGGAGAAAAAGAACAAGAAGAGGAGCUCUAAGCCUGCCGGGGAAACCUCGCCACCCCCGCAGGCCAGGCAACAUCAACCACUGUGCCAGAGCUCAGGACCUCCUAGUCCAGAGCAUUGCAGAGUGGUCGAUUGACGUCGCUGUGGUCGCCGAGCCAUACUUCAUCCCUGCCCGUGACAACUGGUUGGGAUGCGCUGAUGGUUUGGUGGCCAUUAUUGGCGGGACUCUGAUCGACCCGUCUCGUGGCCGCGGCUGGGUUGCUGCGGUCUCGGGCGGCAUCGCCAUUGUGGGGGCGUAUUUCUCCCCCAACAAGAGUCUCGCCGACUUCGAGAGUUUCCUUGUCGAGCUGGGCGCCGUCGUAGGUCGCCAUCACCCUCGUCCCGUUCUGGUACUGGGUGAUCUCAACGCCAAGUCAUCGGCAUGGGGAUCUCCAGUCACUGACCCCCGGGGCGAGGUGCUAGAAGAGUGGGCGAUCACGACUGGUUUGGUCGUCCUGAAUCGGGGUUCGGAAUAUACCUGCGUGCGGCAGCGGGGCGGGUCGAUAGUGGACGUCUCGUUUGCUAGCCCCUCUGCCGCCGGCCGAGUCCGCGACUGGCGUGUCGCUGUGGAGGUGGAGACGCUAUCGGACCACCGAUACAUCCGGUUCGACGUCUCUGCCCGGACCGCGAGCGGCCGCCAAUCAACAGCCCCGAUUAACGACGGCCCGCGCUGGGCGCUCAAGCGCAUCGACAGGGAAAUACUCGAAGAAGCUGCCUUAGUCCAGUCCUGGAACUGGGAGUCGACGACGACCGGCCCCGUCGACGUCGAGGCGAUGGCACUGCGAUUUCGCGGGGCGAUGACGCAAAUUUGUGACGCGUCCAUGCCCCGCGUCCGCCCACAGUCCGCAAGGCGCCAGGUGUACUGGUGGACGGACGAGAUCGCGCAAUUGCGCGUAGCGUGUGUCGCGGUUCGCCGCCGGUACACCCGAUACCGGAGACGACGACGACGGGAUCCCGUCGAGGAGGACGCGCUGUACCAAGCGUACCGCACGUCCAAGGAGACUCUGUGGCGGGCCAUCGCCGACUCAAAGUCGCGUGCCAGGGAGGAGCUGCUUGGGUCCCUAGAUAGGGAUCCGUGGGGACGCCCCUACCGCUGGGUACGGGGCAAGUUGCGUCCAUGGGCACCCCCACUAACCCAAAGCAUGGAUCCACAGUUGUUGGAGGCGGUGGUAUCGGCUCUCUUCCCUGAGCGAGCUGAGUACGUUCCCCCGGCGAUGGCUCCGCCCUCAGCCACAGACUCUCCAGCAGAGGAGAGCACCGACGUCCCCGAGGUGACGCAAGCAGAGAUGAGAGCGGCCGUGUUGCGACUCCGGGCAAAGAACACGGCGCCCGGACCCGACGGAGUUCCUGGACGUGCUCUCGUCCUUGCUCUGAAGGAGCUAGAGCCCCAGCUGAGAGGGAUCUUCACAGCAUGUCUCGGGCAGGGUCAGUUUCCCAGUGUGUGGAAGGAGGGGAAGCUGGUUCUGCUGAGGAAGGAGGGGCGCCCAGCGGACUCGCCGUCCGCGUACCGGCCCAUAGUGCUGCUCGACGAGGCGGGCAAACUUUUCGAGCGCAUUAUCGCGAAUCGCCUCGUCAGCCACUUGUGCAGAGAGGGGCCGAACCUGGACGACAAUCAGUUCGGGUUUCGUCAGGGGCGCUCCACCAUAGACGCCAUCAUGCGCGUGAGGACCCUGGCGGAGGAGACGGUGUCCCAGGGUGGGGUGGUGCUGGCGGUGUCUCUCGACAUCUCCAACGCAUUUAACACCCUACCCUGGAGUUGUAUUAGGGAGGCACUAAGUUACCAUCGCGUGCCUUCCUACCUCCGCCGCACAGUAGGGGCUUUCCUAGAGGGCGAACUCCCGCCGGGCGCUGACUUGACGUGCUAUGCGGAUGACACGCUAGUGACUGCCCGGGGAGCUCGCACAGGGAAGCGACGUUGA